This is a messenger RNA of Drosophila biarmipes, 1302 nucleotides long. RefSeq lists its product as uncharacterized. The transcript is spliced from 2 exons. Lineage: Eukaryota; Metazoa; Arthropoda; Insecta; Diptera; Drosophilidae. The coding region runs from base 199 to 1140 and encodes 313 amino acids. Gene Ontology annotation, cellular component: cytosol; nascent polypeptide-associated complex. The record is from RefSeq and is a predicted model, not a curated record.
CUCAACUAGUAGCCUGUGAUUUUAAUGUAGAGUCGACUUCAUUGUAACUUCACCCAUUGGCCCCAGUUUUUUCACUUCCCUCGGGCUGAGAACAACUAAACUUCCUAACUUUUCCAACGUGAAACAAAAGCGAACAAAUAAAAAUCUAUUUUUUCCAAAACAAAAACGUUAGAAGAAAGCGAGAACCCAACGAAAACGAUGGAUCCGAGCAAGCUGAAGAAGAUGGAGGACGUGGUGCGCAUCGGGGGCAAGGGAUCGGUGCGCCGCAAGCACAAGCACGUCCAGUCCUCGCCGGCGCUGGGGGAGAAGCGCCUCCAGGCGACCCUGGCCAAGCUGCCGCUGCAGGAGGUGCCCGGCAUCCAGGAGAUCACGCUGGAGAUGAACGACUCCAGCGAGAUCCUGCUGAUGAGCCCCAAGGUCCAGGGCUCGGUGGCCAGCAAUGUGUUCGUGCUUAGCGGGGACUUGGCCCACUCCAACCCGCCGGUUUCGAAGCCGCCGGCUAGUGCCCAGCACCUGGCCAGGUCCAGCCAGAAGCCGCCAGCCCAGGUGGCCAAUCAGGUGGCCAAGAAGCCCAAGAAGCCGCGCAAUCGCAUUCGCUGUCGCAACAAGAGGGCCCAGAACAUGCUCGCCCAGGCCGAGGAGGCGGGCAAAAACGAGGCCGAGAAGGCCAAGCAGGAGCAGGAUCCCCAGGCAGGCGGGGAUUCUCCAGCCAAUGAUGCCGACGACGAGGUCAUCGAAGAGGUCGUCGAGGUCAUCGAGGUCAUCGAGGAGGUCGUCGAGGUCAUCGAGGAGGUCGACGAGGACGAGGAGUAUUUCUCCGAGGUGGGCUCCAACCUGAGCACCGAUUCCGACAAGACCAAGGUCCCCUCGGAUGGCUCCGACAUGGAUCAGACCAUCGUGGGCGAUGACGACUCCCUGGGCAGCUGGGAUGCCCCCACUUCUGGCCACACUUCGGACCCCAACCAAGCUGACAAUGAGUUUGAGGACUGGGCCGACGACCUCUCCGAUGAUGACUACCCGGCUGAGGUGCCCCGUCCGGGCACUCCCCGUGGCCCCUUUUCCGAUGAUGAGUUCGACAGCCACACUCCCAUGAAUCUCUACACCGAAUCCUCCGACGAAGAGGACACUAUCCAGGUCUAGACCCAAACAAUCAUCGACUGUCAGUAUUAAGUACGUUGGCUAAAUGCAAUGAAAGUAAUGCAUUCAAGGCCUAACUCGAUUUGUUAUUCAUUUUUAAAAGCAACUUGAUAUGUUUGUAAGUCAAAAAUUCAAUAACAAAUCGAAAAAUCCUCUGUGAAAGAA